AGGCCCGAGCUACCUCCCGCCAUCGCGGGCUUCAUCGACAGCGCGGGGCCAUCCUUGGCCCCGGCGGUAGUGAGGCUCAUUGACUACAUCAUCAUGGACCCUAAGUUGAUGCAGACCAUUCGAAAGAUGACCGAUGACAGCAUGCGCGACGAAGCCUUGGUGAGGAACAUCAAGACUGUCAUCGAGUCAUCCUUGAAGGAGGGCACCAUGUACCGCGCUGUCGGGCAUGGAAUUGUGGCGGCCGCUGAGCAGAGCCUGGAACACAUGCAGCAGCGGACCAGGGAGAAGCUGUCCUCCCAUCAUAUCUGAUCUGAACAUGGCAUAUAUAGUAUAUUAUA
Cladocopium goreaui is the source of this 338-nucleotide messenger RNA. NCBI's taxonomy places the organism in Eukaryota, Dinophyceae, Suessiales, Symbiodiniaceae. The record is from the annotation of a GenBank genome assembly.